AUGAACAAAUUGCCAGAGAUGCGGUGCGUCUUCCUGUUUUCCCUUUUGGCAUCCGUUUAUGCUGAGCCUACUAUGUAUGGGGAGAUCCUGUCCCCGAACUAUCCUCAGGCAUACCCCAAUGAGGUAGAGAAAUCUUGGGAUAUAGAAGUUCCUGAAGGGUAUGGGAUCCACCUCUACUUCACCCAUCUGGACAUAGAGCUGUCGGAGAACUGCGCAUAUGACUCAGUGCAGAUAAUGUCAGGAGACUUUGAAGAAGGGAAACUCUGUGGGCAGAGGACCAGCAAGAGUCCCAACUCUCCCAUCGUGGAAGAGUUCCAAAUCCCGUACAAUAAACUCCAGGUGAUCUUUAAGUCAGACUUCUCCAAUGAAGAACGUUUCACUGGGUUUGCUGCCUACUAUGUCGCUGUAGAUGUAAACGAGUGCACAGACUUUGCCAAUGCCCCUUGUAGCCACUUCUGCAACAACUUCAUGGGUGGUUAUUACUGCUCCUGCCCCCCAGAAUACUUCCUCCAUGAUGAUAUGAAGAAUUGUGGAGUCAACUGCAGUGGGGAUGUAUUCACGGCACUGAUUGGGGAGAUCACAAGUCCCAAUUAUCCCAAUCCAUACCCAGAGAAUUCAAGGUGUGAAUAUCAGGUCCUCUUGGAGGAGGGAUACCAAGUGGUCGUGACUGUGCGGAGAGAAGAUUUUGAUGUGGAACCAGCUGAUUCAGGGGGCCAUUGCCCUGACAGUUUAGUUUUUGUUGCAAGAGACAAGCAAUUUGGUCCUUACUGUGGUAAUGGAUUCCCUGGGCCACUAAAUAUUGAAACCAGGAGCAAUGCUCUUAAUAUCAUCUUCCAAACUGACCAAACAGAGCAAAAAAGGGGCUGGAAACUUCGUUACCAUGGAGAUCCAAUCCCUUGUCCCAAAGACGUCACUGACAAUUCUGUUUGGGAGCCUGAGAAAGCAAAAUAUGUGUUCAAAGAUGUGGUGAGGAUAACCUGCCUGGAAGGGUUUGAAGUCGUACAGGGAAGUGUUGGCUCGAGAUCUUUCUAUUCUACUUGUCAAAGUGAUGGAAAGUGGAGUAAUUCCAAACUGAAAUGUCAACCUGUGGACUGUGGAAUUCCUGAACCCAUUCAGCAUGGUACAGUCGAAGAUCCAGAAGAUACUUUAUUUGGUUCUGUCAUUCGCUAUACUUGUGAGGAGCCAUAUUACUACAUGGAAAAUGAAGAAAGUGGGGAGUAUCGCUGUGCUGGCAACGGGAGCUGGGUGAAUGAGUUGCUGGGCACCGAGCUGCCAAAAUGUGUUCCAGUCUGUGGUGUUCCCAGUAAGCCCUUUGUAGGAAGACAGAGGAUAUUUGGAGGAUCUGUUGCAGAUAUUCAAAAUUUCCCCUGGCAAGUCUUCUUUUCAGACCCACGGGCUGGUGGGGCUCUCAUCGAUGAGUACUGGGUGCUGACAGCCGCCCAUGUCGUGGAGAGAAACCAUAACCCAGGAAUGUACGUUGGGUCCACCUCAGUACUCCGCUCAGAUCUGACAAAAACCAAGAUGCUUACUGCUGAGCGUGUGAUUAUUCAUCCGGGUUGGAAAUUGUUGGAUGACCCAGAGUCACGGAAGAAUUUUGACAAUGACAUUGCACUUGUGCAGCUGAAAGAGCCCGUGAAAAUGGGACCCACUGUCUCCCCUAUCUGCCUGCCAGGUACCUCCUCAGAAUACAAUCCCUCGGUGGGAGACCUGGGACUGAUCUCAGGCUGGGGCCGAACAGAGAAAAAAGAUCAUGUGCGCCAGCUCAGAGGGGCAAAGUUACCCAUUGCUCCCUUAGAAAGGUGCCGGGAGGUGAAAGGGGAAAAUCUUAAACUGGAUAUAAAUGCCUUCGUUUUCACUAAUAACAUGAUCUGUGCUGGAGGACAGAAGGGUGUUGAUAGCUGUGAAGGGGACAGUGGCGGAGCUUUUGCUGUACAGAUCCCCAGUGUAGAGACCCCCAAAUUCUAUGUAGCUGGUCUGGUGUCCUGGGGCCCUCAGUGUGGAACUUAUGGAAUCUACACACGAGUAAAGAACUACAUUGACUGGAUAAAGAAGACAAUGCAGGAAAAUAGUCCCCCCAGUAUGGACUAAUCCAUACAUACACCACCAGCUUCUUCAAGGGCUAUGACCAAUCCAUUUGCUUUCUGUUCCUCUCAAUAUUCCUACGAUUUCACUAUGACUGAAAAAAGACCUGGGAGUG
Messenger RNA from Puma concolor (puma), 2197 nucleotides. RefSeq names its product complement C1s (gene C1S). Gene Ontology annotation, molecular function: calcium ion binding; serine-type endopeptidase activity. The record is from RefSeq and is a predicted model, not a curated record. Gene Ontology annotation, cellular component: extracellular region. Gene Ontology annotation, biological process: complement activation; proteolysis. Lineage: Eukaryota; Metazoa; Chordata; Mammalia; Carnivora; Felidae.